This is a messenger RNA of Gossypium raimondii (Peruvian cotton), 1289 nucleotides long. Its product is annotated as protein OXIDATIVE STRESS 3 LIKE 1. Lineage: Eukaryota; Viridiplantae; Streptophyta; Magnoliopsida; Malvales; Malvaceae. The transcript is spliced from 2 exons. The record is from RefSeq and is a predicted model, not a curated record. The coding region runs from base 290 to 1030 and encodes 246 amino acids.
AGAAUUUCAGAUAAUCUUUUUUAUUCAUUUUUUUCUUUCUCUACAAUUUCCGAUGAAAAGAAUUUCGUUUUUCUUUAUUCCGUUUUGAGUACUUAAAUAUUUAACCUUUUUUUUUUUUCUGUAGAAAAUUAAAGUAACUUCUUUUAAUUUUUUAUUUUCUCUCUCUGUGUUAUCUCAACAAUGGCGGAAAUAUCGCCAUCUCCCAUGUGCACUUCACCAGAUAUUAUUAUUAAUACCCACUGGGUUUAAGUUCCCUUGCUUUUCUCUGCACUUUUCAUUUCCCUAAACGAUGUCGCUUGUCUAUGAUAGGAAUAAUGAAAAUAGUAGUUCAAUGAGACGCUCGGGGUUUAUCCACGGGAUGCAGUGUAUCUCCGUCUAUGAUUCGCCGGAGGAGAAAAGAGAUGAUAGGUUGCGGUUGCUUUCGACGGAGGAAGAGGAGGAAGAGAGAGACGAUGAUGAGUCGGGGUCUUGCAGCUCGUCGUCGAUAGGAAGGAACAGCGAUGAUUCCGGUGAAUCACCAUCGGAUGAUGAUGACUCACCGGAACCUGAAGUACAAAGCCAGCUUAAAGGACCUUUGGAUACAAUGGAUGCUCUACAGGAGAUUUUGCCUUUGAGAAAAGGCAUAUCCAAGUUUUAUAAUGGCAAAUCAAAGUCCUUUACAAGUUUAGCCGAUGCGGCUGCUGUUUCCUCUGUUAAAGAUUUUGCCAAGCCUGAAGAUCCCUACAAUAGGAAACGCAAGAACUUAUUAGCUCGCAGUUCUUCAUUGGACAAGAAACCCAAUAAUCUUUUGGGAAACAUUGGAACUAAAAUAUCAAUGGCAUCAUCGCCGUCUAACUGCCUUCCACCUCUGCAUCCACAGUGUAAAAAAUCAACUACCAUCAUCAAACCAUCAUCAUCAUCAUUUACUGCUCGACCAAACCCUCCUUGCCGGUCUUAUUCCUUGUCUGAUCUACAGUUUGUUGCUGCUACAACUCCUAACAUGGCUGGUUUGGCUGUUCACAGUGGUAAUAAAGGCAACAAACUGCGUUGAAAUUAACUACAGUUUCGCUUUUAGAAUUACAGAACUGGCCAAAAGGCUUGUAGUUUUAGUCAUUGAGAUGAUCACUUGUGUUCUGCUUUGAUCUAAUGCUUGUGGUUUGAAGUGGUAGGUAUACCAUGGACAUGCCAUUUAGAAGUAAUUACUGAUGUACUACUCUUCUCGUCUCUUUGUUUGCUUUGAGACAAUGGUGAGAAUGCUUUAUUGUAAAAUACUAUUAACUAAAAUACUUUCUUUUACCUUGCAGCAAAAA